CGCUGCUUGUGAACAUGUUCUCCUUCACUCCGCACGAUAACUCACCCCAUAGGUCCUGGGUGUUUCACUCCACUAUGGCGGCUAGAGUGAACUACCUUAGCUGGGGUCCGUACAAUCUGGGUUAGGGCAUUUAUCAAGGUGAUGGAACAAAACCCGCAGCACAGCUUCUAGCGCUUGAAAGUCGAGAUGCCAAAGCGGCCCGGAUCCGCCACCCUUUUCUCCAGCCGAAGCAAUCUAGCCCUCUCUCAGACAUUGCUUCAUGCGCUUGAAGAUCUAUGCCAUGGGACUACGAUCGAUCCAGAGAGUAACCCUUACUAUAUACCAUUCAGUGUCAUUGCUCCCUUUCUGCCGCGGAGCGCUCUGGAGGUCGGAGACACAAAUUCCUUACUGUCGUUUGGACCCAAGGUAUCCGCUGCUUACAGGGAUCUUCUGCUGGGAAGAGAUGAGCGAGCCAUGCUGCUCCUUAUGUUAUGGCUGGAGCUUCUUCGCCAUGCAGACAUCUGGUGGAUUACUAACCGCACAAGGCAGGAGUCUCCGGCUCUUCGGCGUGUGCUAAGCUGCAGUGCCGAUGAUCGUAUUCAAACCAUACUCGCCUUGCGGGAAGCAAUUUAGAGCAACGCCCUCGUUAUGACCUCUAGUCAAAGACUUUCGUGAAUUAUGAAGGAGCAUUCUU
This is a messenger RNA of Aspergillus homomorphus CBS 101889, 673 nucleotides long. RefSeq lists its product as uncharacterized. NCBI's taxonomy places the organism in Eukaryota, Fungi, Ascomycota, Eurotiomycetes, Eurotiales, Aspergillaceae. Bases 187 to 612 code for a protein of 141 amino acids. The record is from RefSeq and is a predicted model, not a curated record. The transcript has a single exon.